Messenger RNA from Dunckerocampus dactyliophorus (ringed pipefish), 2932 nucleotides. RefSeq names its product gremlin 2, DAN family BMP antagonist a (gene grem2a). The transcript has 2 exons. NCBI's taxonomy places the organism in Eukaryota, Metazoa, Chordata, Actinopteri, Syngnathiformes, Syngnathidae. Gene Ontology annotation, molecular function: receptor ligand activity; BMP binding. Gene Ontology annotation, biological process: animal organ morphogenesis. The record is from RefSeq and is a predicted model, not a curated record. The coding region runs from base 1306 to 1869 and encodes 187 amino acids.
UUUGGUGUUUUUAGGUUUGCUUGUUUUACAUUUUUAUAGUUGUUUCAAUCUAUUUCUUCUAUUUUUCCAUGAUUGAUUUUUUCUUUAUUUGUAUUAUUUUUUGCAUUUUUUAUUGUUUCCACCCUGUUUGUGUACUUUUGCAUUUCCCGCCUUUCAUUUUUCAGAGAAGGUUGUUUUUUGAAGUUAUACACUUUUUUCUCAUUUUUAUUUUUUUCCCUUUAUUUAGAUAUUAGGUAUUAGAAUGGGUCAUUUGCUUUUUUUAAAAAAAAAAAAAAACAUUUUUUAUAGUUUUUAAAAAUAUAUAUUGUUCUAUUUUUCCUUAUUUCCUUUUUGAGUUUUUCCCUUUAUUUUUCUUCUUUUAUAUUUCUUUAUUUUCACAGAUUGUUGGUUUUAUUUCUUCUGUUUUAUUUACUUUGGGUGCUUUAUUUUAGUAUUUUUUCAGAAUAGGUUUGUUUCUAUUUUCCCUUGUUCUUUUUUUACUCAUUUGCUUAUUUAUUUUUAUUUUUUCCAUCCUUUUUUACCCUUUUAUUUUUCAGAGAGGCCUUUUUUUUACAUGAUACGUUUUAUUACCCGGUUUACCUUUUUCUUAUUUUUAUUUUUUUCCUUUUUAACAUUUUUUUCUUUUAAAAAAACACAUUUUGAAUACUGUGAAUUUUUCCUUUUUUCCUACUUUUAUUUCAUUUUUUUCCCAUCAUUUCUCUUACUUCUUUGCAUCCCCUUUUUUCAGUUUUAAUUUUUUUUUUAACUAAGAAAAAUUGCCCUACAAAGAUCGAUGAAUUGAAUGAAUUGGAACAUUUAGACUGCUCAUAAUGAUCCCUUUAAUAAAGAUAACGUGUCCAGCUUGACACAUGAUUGGCUGAAAAGGUGUAAAAUGAAAAUAGAGACAAAUACCAAGACACGCACACACACAAGUACACAAAAAAAGGAGUACACAAUAAGCACGGCCAAUAGGAAAAACGCCUCCCAGUCUUGAGGAGGGACGGGGUGGUGGAUUCAAACUAAGUCUGAAGGCUUUCUAGUCACUGGAACACUUUCUCUCACACACACGCACACACACACGCACACACUGGGAGCUGAGCUAUGGUCUCACUGUCUUCAAGCUCUGGAGCUGCUGUCUAGAACCCAGGAAGAGACGAAACAAUAUGACAGACAGCUCAAAAAUCAAAGAGCCUGAGGAGACUACAGACUUUGUUGUCAUGGAAACCGGAGCCUGGCAGCGGACACAAGGACCGCCGAUGGUGGAAUGACCUGCCCUGACCGCAUCCUCCACACGCUACCGUCACGCUGUGCAACUGUGCUGAGAGAAUGCUGUGGAGACUAACCAUCCCAGUCAUACUGGCUGGCGUGCUCUGCAUCACCGUGGAGACCAAAAAGCCCCGCCCCCAGGGCUCCAUCCCGUCCCCGUACAAGACUAAAGGGAACCUGUCCUCCGAGCGCCACCACCGGCUACUCCAGCAGAAGCCCGAGGUGCUCUCCUCCAGCCGGGAGGCCUUGGUGGUGACGGAGCGCCGCUACCUCCGCAGAGACUGGUGUAAAACCCAACCCUUACGCCAGACCAUCAGCGAGGGGGGAUGCCGGAGCCGCACGGUGGUCAACCGCUUCUGCUAUGGCCAGUGCAACUCCUUCUACAUCCCCCGGCACAUGGGUUCCCAGAAUCGAGGACAAGGCUCCGGGAGCGGAAGGAAAGGCAACAAUAAAACCCAGGAGCCGUUUCAGUCGUGCUCCUUCUGCAGGCCGCACCGCGUCACGCAGCUCACGGUGCAGCUGGAUUGCCCCGACCUGCAGCCGCCCUUCAGGCACCGCAAAGUGCAGAGAGUCAAACAGUGUCGCUGCAUGUCGGUGGACGUGAGCGGACAUGGAAAGCUGUGACGGUGGACGUGGAAAUGCUGCUGCGAAGAACUGCGUCUUGUACCUCUUUCAAAUGAAACACAGAACGACACAACGCUGAUUAAAGGGCAUUGGGGGCAUGGUGGGACUUGGUUUGGACUAGACAUGGACUUUAAAGCCAGGGAAGAGUCCAAAACCACAGAAAACCUGUUGCAGGUGUAGACUGGACAUCAGGAGGACUGCUUUUCUUUUAUAGUGCUUUUCAGUGUCCUAAAUGAUGCACAAUAUGUUGUUAAGAUGCAACAACAACAAGGGCGAGAAUUGAUCUGUUUGGACACAAGACUGUGUACACGUGUCAUGAAUAGGCAGAAAAGAGACAAAAAACAAUACAGCCCAACAUGUCACCAGACUUUAGUAGAACUUAAGCAAAUUCACUAAGGAAAAGGAUUGUCACAAUAAGAUAUAUUUUACCAUCCAGUUGGGAAAUACCAGUUUGCAUUUGCAUACGGGGGUGUAGCACUAUGCCGUAAUCGCGGUUUGGUACGUACCUCGGCUCUAAGGUCACAGUUUGGUUCCAUUUGGGUACAGUAGGGGAAUAAAAUGCAAAACAUAGAUUUUGGGCAAACAGGUUUCCAUCCAUCCAUUUAAACACAAUUACCAAAUAAAAAAUAAAAACAAAUAAAUACAUAAGAAAUUAUAAAAAAUAGUCUAAAACUUUUUUUUGUUUUUUUUAGAAAAAUGCAGCAGUAACAGUUUGAAUUCUUGUUGGGGUUUUUUAAACUAAACUAAAGCUCCUUAUUGCCUAAAAUGCACAUUACAAAUAAAAAGUCGCAAGGUACACUUCCUGUCCCUCAUUUUUCAUGUGUCCCGUGUGGGAACAACGUACGCCUCUGUACCCCUGUUUUCAUAGCAUUAUUUUUUUUUAAUUGAGAAUCUCCACUUUUGUCCUGCUAAAUUCAUGUGAGAACAGACUGUGUAGACGUGUGUAGACGUGUGUAGACGUGUGUAGACGUGUGUAGUCCAAGUGCAAUGCAGUAUGUAUUAUACAGUAUACACAUUUGAUCUAUGUGCAUAUGUGAAAAAUAUAUGAAUAAAUCUAUUUCAU